AUUGACAUAGGGAUUCGCAUGUUCGAGGUUGUUUAAAAUUAUUAAAAUGGCGCGAUCUAGAUUUCCUGGCAGACCCGGUCAAAGGGUUGGUCGUAAUUACGUGACAAUUUUUCCACAUGAUACGAAAUUGCACUUAGAUUUGUCCGUAGUUAGACCUGUAUCAAGUAGGAUUGAAAAAGGAUUAGAUAACUUCUAUGAACUGUUUGGAACGUCAGAUGAGGAAGGAGAAUUUGAUGGAUUCAGUAUUGAGGAACAGCAAAGAACUGAAGUUCAGAAUAAGAGAAAAAAGGUAACAUUACUCAGCAUUGAUCCACAUGGUACAGGUAGUAUCAUUGAUCAACAUCGUCACCUGUGUCAACUACAGAAAACAUGUGGGUCAUCAUGUUCAUUGUCAGAAACCUCACAUUUAUCAAGGGGACGUUUGGGUAUGAGGCAUUUAGUAAGAAAAUCAUACGACAAAAUGUUAAAAGAAGGGUUUUGCAAAUCAUAUAAUGUGCUAGAAGCAAACAUAGGAUUUAAAAGCAGGACUCAAUAUCAGUUUGUGGUUAGUAGUAACCAGAUUUGUUCAGAGAGCGACAGCAGGAGUGUUAAACUUACUGCUUUAUCUAAUGAAGGAGGUGAAAAAUUAUCAAUAUGUAAAACACUUCCUAAAAAAAAAUCUCAGAAAAAAUAUUCUGGAAACAUAUUUGCAAAGAGACUAUUAAAUAGAACAAAAAAGAGUCAGCUACCAGUGCCCAGCUCAAGCAAAAAACGUGAUUUAUUACAAUCCUACAAGACAAUAAUGCAGUCUAGUAGUUUGAAAAGGGAAAAAGAUAAAACUGCAUCUAGAAUGUUAAGUCAUAAAGAAAAACUUAAACAAAACCAUGACGUAAAAGUACAAAAAGACAACCAUAAUUCUGUUUUAUUUUCUAAUGAAAAGAAAUUUGGUGAUAAAAAAUCAUUGGAAAAUGUUCAUAAAAAGAACAACUUAUCAGUUUCUCAUGUUUUAGAAGACCAUUCUGCCUGCUUUAGAAAACAGUUUACAAUUCCAUCAGUUAGCUGCAACUCUUCAAGAAAAAUAUUUCCAAGAAAAAGUUUUUUGGAUGAUUAUGAUUCACCGUUUCAGUAUACAGAAAGCAAAAUAGAAAAAAAUAGGAAUAAGGAACUGUCAAAGAAAUGUAACUCUAAAACAUUUAUAUCAGGUGCUAAAAUAACUGAAGAGGUUGAUAGUUCUAAGAAGAUUGGGUUGCUUGACCAACCAUUGGUGCUUGAGGGGAAAAGACCAUGGAAACCAAGUCUAAAGAUUCAAAUGAAACUAUCUGAAAUGAACUGUAAUUCUUCUUUUACAUUAAAGAAGUCUGAGGAUGAUAAUUUGGAAAAUUAUGCAGGUUCAUUCAUGCAUAUAAAACGAGAAAUGGUCAGUAAGUGUACAGAUAUUAUGGCAAAGAAGAGGAGAGAAGAGGCUAAGUUGUUUGUUCAUCAGACUGAAAAUCAAAAACCCUUUAAAGAAAAAUCUGAAAAACAAGUCAGACCUUCAUUUGUUUUACCAGUGAAUGAAGAUAGCAAUAUCAACAACGUAAUGGAGAGUCAAGAAAAUAAACUGGAAGAUAAGGCUACAGAAAAAAUUGAGAAGAUUUUGAAAUCAUCCAGUGAUAGAAUUUCUGAUGAGCCUUAUCUUAUUUCCUCUGUGCAGUCAUUUAAGGAGACAUCAACAGGUUUGAUUAAUUUGACUUCUUCUGGGCAGGGGAUAAAAGCUCCAUGUAAGGUGACAAAAGGGAUAUUGCAAAAAGCACGUUUACAGUUCAACAAAAGGACAGUAAUGAAGUUGAGAAAAUCGCAUAGAAUUAAAAAAGCUAGUCAGAAGAUUGAAACAGAGAAUAUAGUUCCAAAAUAUUCAUCUAGCAUGACAUCCUCAGCUUUAACCUCUUUGGAAGGUCAUAACAUCUCAAAUUCAUCAGAAGGUGUGUCCAGAUCUGGUGUAUUACCUAAUUUGGUUUAUUCAGAAGUGGGAUCUUUAAAACAAUUUUCUUCAGAUUCAUCAGUAUCUUCAGUAUUUUUGUCUGGUGGAAACCCACAGGAUUCUUCUUUCACCUUUGAAUCUACUCAUUCUACAUACCCCCUUGUGUUGCCAUAUUCGGACUCUGUUGAAUCUUCAAAGUUGGCUGUGAAUGACUCAAUACAAUCAAGCACAUUAAUUCCGAAUGGUAUUUCUACUAUGCUGCUAGCUUCUGGUACACAUGGGAUAUCAAAUGAUGGUCCAUUAGAGCUCUUUAAUAAUGCUAACGACCCAACAGAAGUAAAUCCUAAUGAGGGGGUUCGAAGUGGUCGGGCAGGAACUAUCACUUGUGUUAUAUGUGGACUUGUAAAAUCUUACUCUCGAGUUCAAAGAAGAUUUAACCAAUUUAGCUGUGAAUCAUGUAGCAAGUUUUUUAUAAGUUUUAUCAAGAAGCCAAAACAGUAUUAUUGUUCAGAACAAGGUUGCUGUCCAAUUCUUCCCCGCUCUCAGUUACCUGUUGGAGUCAAAGUAAGUGUCCAGUGCAAACUUCGUGCUCUAGAGUCAAGGUGUAGAGCAUGUUGGUUGAGGGCUUGCUGCAAAAAGUUCUUUGUCACAAAAAGGAUUAAAGAAGAUAUCCUGAGACAUGUACCCAGAGUUGAAAGCACUGAAAAAUCCAUGUUAACAGCGAGGCAAAUAAAUGUUGUAGAACCUAAGAAACUCGAGAACUCACAUUUAAAGAAUAUCGCAAAAGGAAAAGUGAAGCAGGCUCAGAGGCUCAACAGACUUUCUCUUGUGAAACAAAAAAUAUUAAAAAAUAAAAAGUUGAGUAAAACUAAUAUUGUUGAAAAAAAAAUACCAACCUACAAAUCUCCAAGAAAAGGAAAAAACUUAAAAAUACAGCAUAAACCUGGACAAGAUGGUGUAGCUACCUGUAUGAAAGCAAGAGUAAAAACAAACUUGAAUAAAAUCACAAAUGGGGUGAAAAGACAGAUAAUAAGGAAACGUAAAUCAAAGAGUUCUGUUGAAACUUCAGACAAUGUGCAGAUUGUGUCUUCAAGUAAACUGAUUGAGAGUGUCUGUAAAACUAAACUUAGUGAUUUGCCAAGGCUUGAAGAAGAUUGUUUUUCUAAGCAGACUGAAGGAAGUGCUAUUCAUGAAAUGAAAGAAAAUGAUUAUUUUAUUAAACCUGUUGGCAAUGGGUCUAAGCAAAAGAGGAAAACAUAUUCAGAACGAGAAGUUAUAGUGAGAAAAGGUCCAAGAACCAAACAUGUUUGUCGAAGAGCAGCAGUUGCAUUAGGUUUGAAGCAAGCAAAAUUUCCAACAAAUGAGAAAAAAACGAAAAAAACUGAGCAUACUUUGAAAUCUCGAGAAGUUAUAGCAAGGAAAGGACCAAGAAUCAAACAUGUCUGUCGCAGAGCAGCUGUUGCAUUGGGCUUGAAGCAGGCUAAGUUCCCAGUGGGCAAGGAGAAGAAACAGUUUAGUUUAAGUGCAUUGCCUGUUGACGAGAAGGAAAAAGUUGUAGAAAGUGAGGCACAACAGAGAGUUUCAGACCAAGAUGGCUUGGGCUCACUGGAAGUCAACAGUCAAUCAUUUAGUAAUGCAGGGAAGUAUUAUUUAGAGGGGAUUAUCAAAGAAAAGCUAAAGAAUAAUAGAAAAGUGCCCUUAUCUUCUAAAAAGAUCAAUAAAAUUCCUUAUAAAACUAAAGUUUCGAACCAAUUGACCAAGAAGUGUGUCCAGCAGUCAGAUCGUGUGAGGAAGGUUAGGUGUAAGAAUUGUGAAGGCUGUCUUGCAGAAGAAUGUGGAAGGUGUAGUUAUUGCCUUGAUAAGAAGAAAUUUGGUGGACCAAACAUCAUCAAGCAAGCUUGCAAGUAUCGACGCUGCGUAAGACCCCAGAUGCCUACUUUAAAUAGUAUUGUCAAAGGAUCACCAGAUGAUAGAAAUCUUGACUACAUGGAUGAAUAUGGAGAAUGUAGUAUUUUUUCAACAGUUGGCUCGGCUCUUUUACCUUCAUGUUCUCCAGGCUCCGCUCAAAGUGACUACAAUGACAAUAGAAAUAAUAGCAUCUAUAACAAUGAAGAAGAAUGUGAUUUGGCAGAUACUUCUGCUUUUACAAUUGACUGUGAUAUUCUAAGUAAUGAAAUACAGCCUUCCAGUUCUGCCUUCGAUAAUGCUCAAGUGAUAGAAAGCAAUUCUGUUACAGAUUUAACUUGUGAAACAGUCAUCUAUGAUGAUGUUGUUUGGUCAGACUUUGAUCCAUCCCUCGGUUCAUGCAUUGUUGUGAUCUCACCUCUCUAAGGAUGUUCCAUCUACAGCAGCAAAGAUGAUUUUUCUCUCCUUAUAUUUACUAGUCAUACUCUUGACAAAUUCAACCCAAUUCUGUUGUGCCAAUAUCCAAAACAUAACUUUUGUCUCAGGUAAAAUGAUCUAGUGAUUAAACUGUAGUGUUUUUGAGACAGUGAAAUUGAAUGUCUUCUCAGCCAGGAUUAUCCUAUGACCAAGUUUGGUCAUGCUGCUAAUGUACAGAGGAGGAUAGCUUCAUCUCAGGAUAAGUCAUGAGAUGUUACAUUGAUUCCAGAACACAGUGUUUGGACCUCAUAUAAAUAUUGUGGGUAAGAAGUAUUUUAUUUAGGAAAGCUAGUUAUGUAAGUGGUUUUUGCUGUAGACAGUAAAUUUGGAUGUCAUUCUUAUUAUAAGAAAAACCAAACUUGUCUUGUUUGGACUAGAUAAAAUAAUGUAAAUUUUUAACUAUCCAUGUUGUUAUAGUAUUAUGAAAGAAAUGAAUAUUUGAUUAAAUUGUAGCAAUAUAUUAACUUAUUAGGUCUUCAAGAAAUGAAUGUCGCUUUUUUUUUAGAUGAAAAAACCUGAACAACUUAUAUAUAUAUCAAAAGAAAACAUUUAUUAAUGGUGCUUUUCCAACUUACAGUCAGGUUUUGAAGUAAAAAACAUGACCUCUUUACCACCUUCCACAUUUACAUACGUUUUCCCAUUAAGAUGGUGUUGUAGCAAUUGAAAAAGGUGGUAAUCUAAUGGUGCCAUAGCUGGAGAAUAUGGUGGGUGGGGGAGAACUUUCCAAUCCAACUCCAUAAUCUUGUGUCGUGGAGAAGAAGAACAUCUUUCCUAUUGACGAGCGAGGGGCGUUUCUGAUUAAGGGCUUGAUUUAAAUGUUCCAGUUAUUGACAGUUUGCUGUGGAUUGAGGAGUUUGAAA
Messenger RNA from Limulus polyphemus (Atlantic horseshoe crab), 5181 nucleotides. RefSeq lists its product as uncharacterized. The record is from RefSeq and is a predicted model, not a curated record. The coding region runs from base 47 to 4270 and encodes 1407 amino acids. Gene Ontology annotation, molecular function: sequence-specific DNA binding; DNA-binding transcription factor activity; zinc ion binding. Gene Ontology annotation, biological process: regulation of DNA-templated transcription. NCBI's taxonomy places the organism in Eukaryota, Metazoa, Arthropoda, Merostomata, Xiphosura, Limulidae. The transcript is spliced from 11 exons.